AUGAAUGAUCUGGUGUGCAAGUUCUGUGGAGCUUAUGCAGCAGCAACAAGGCAGAAAAGCAGUGGCCAGAACGAGGCAGAUACUGUUAAACUGGCACACCAAAUCUUCUACAAUGACCAUAAGAUUAAGUUUAAUCUUCACUAUGUUUGGGAGGAGCUGAGGAAUGACCAGAAAUGGUGUGAAGUUAGUAACUCGAAGGUUGAUGGAAAAGGUAGGAAGAGAAAGUAUAAUGAUGGAUCACAAUCUGAAAGCUCUCAAGCACCUUCAAAUCUCGGAGAUGAUCCAACUAAACGUCCUCCUGGUGUUAAGGCUGCGAAAGGAGUAUGUAGUAAGAAAAGUAUAGCAGAAGACCAGGCUCUUGCUCAGUUUGAGACCAUGUGUUCUAUUAAGGAGAAAGAUUUGGCUGUUAAGGAGAAAGAUUUGGCUAUUAGGGAGAAAGAUUUGGCAGUUAAGGAGAGAGUUUCGAAGAUGUCUUUGCUUGACAGUCUCAUUUCCAAAAAAGAGACACUUUCUCAAGCUGAAGAAGCUCUCAAGCAGAAGUUACUAACAGAGAUGCUCAAUAAUUAG
Molecule: messenger RNA, 567 nt
Organism: Brassica oleracea var. oleracea
Lineage: Eukaryota; Viridiplantae; Streptophyta; Magnoliopsida; Brassicales; Brassicaceae
Product: glutathione S-transferase T2-like
Exons: 1
Coding region: 1-567 (188 amino acids)
Source: RefSeq, a predicted model, not a curated record